CCAGUAUCGAGUAUUAACAUCAACAUCGAAAAACUAGCAACACACAGGAGCACGGCAGCGCCAUCCCAUCGUCUCCUCCUCCACCCUCUCGCGUUCUUCUUGUUCUUAUAUAAUCAGCAAACCCUUCCCGAAUAGGCUCGACUCCCCGCCGUCCUCUCCCGUCCACGUCCGAUGCUCUCUACGGUGGGCAACAAUGCUGUGCGCCGCAACUUCGGCCUGGGCCAAGCGCCAUGUUUAUCGUCCAUAAUCACAACCGCUACCUUCUUAUCGGCUACCCGCGCACAAUGGCACGCACGAAGGGCAUACCAGACAACAAAGGCCCUCGAAGCCAAGAAGUCUGCCGCCGGCCAGAUGAUGUUCGAAGCCAUGGGAAUCCUCCAGUCAGUCGGAGUCGCAGACCCAGCAGCACAAGCGAAACCCAAGAGGACGAGGACGCGCAAAGCAAAGGCGGCUGAGGAGGAUGUUGGCGGUGCAAAAGAGGUCGUUGAGACCCAAGAAGAACCCGAAAAACCGAAACGAGGUCGGCCCAAGAAGGUUGCUGAUAGUACCAAGGAUGGAGAAGAAGUGGGAGUUGAAAACGGAGAGGAAUCCAAGAAAAAGGGGGUAAAGCGGCCACGCAAGAACAAGCCCGAAACCGAUGAUACCGAGGAUGGGGAGGUAGCCGCGAAGUACAAAACCGUAAAAAAACGAGCAGCUACAGGGACAGCAGUGAAGAAGAUGCCAUUAAAACCAGCCAAGAUAACGAGAAGCGAUGAACAAAGCAUGCUGCGACCUUGUGUUGACCCCAUGCAAGAGCAACUAUACGACACAGAGCUUUGGGGCUGGCUCGAUUAUGGGCGCAACUCGGCGAAGGGACUGGCGCCUCCACACCUUAGGAAAUGCGACAGAACCCGAGUCAACGUCACCAGCGAGGAGAUGGUCGACGAUAUCCUCGAAUACAUGAAGCCCACCUUGACGCGCCAUGAGGGCUGCGACAUCAUCGAUUUAAACCCCGGAGCUGGCGUCUGGAGCACCAAGCUGAACGACCUGCUCAAGCCUCGCACGCACCUGCUGCUCGAACCGGACGCGAACUUCUACAAACCCAUGCUUGAACCGCUGCUUGACCGAGAGGGUACCAAACUGGUGGCCAAGGACGGCGUCGUCUGGGCGGAGCUGUUGUCGGUGCUCACACCCGAGUACCUGCCGCACCAGAAAGAGCACCAUUACUCCGCCGACGACGUACCCGAGCGCAACGACACCCUCCUGGUCACCGCCAACCUCGGCUCCUACCCCAAGAGGAGAUACUCGAACUUCCCGAGCGCCACCGCCAUGAUCCUAUACCAGUUCAACCACGCCAUCCGCAGCGGCGCCCUCUUCCAGAAAUACGGUCUGGUCCGCAUGCUCCUCUGGCUCGACGACGAAGACAAGGCCGCCAUUCUCCCCCGCAUGGCUCAGCGCCGCCGGCGCGUCGCCGUCGACGCCGAACUCAACUGCGAAUCCAUCACCCACGUAGCGGGUCCCGAUUACUCCGACGUCGACCCCUCGAAGCGUCUCUGGUUCCACCGCGACCCGAACAUCGACCGCAGCAGCGCCUUGACGGCCUUGCAGCGCAUGCGAGACGCCGGGAUCCAAACCCCUCCCGGUCGCGAGACCAAGCUCCUCCGCGAAAUCUCCCAAAACCCCGACGACGUAGUCGCCGCCGGCGAGACGCCCCUCAUCUACGACUUCCGUCACCAGGAAGCGUUCGAAAAGCUCGAGAGGGACUUCGAAGACGGCAAGAUCGAGAUCGGCUCGAAGGAACACAAGUCCAUGGUCCGCAUGCGCGUCCAAAUCGGCUCCGCAAACAAGCGCUUCAGCAAUAUCCACACCAACAUGGCGGAAUUCCUCCGGCUCAUGGACGACUAUCGGCUUGCCAAAGCCAACCAAGCAGACGAAAAAGCCCUCAAAACCAUCAUGGACCGCUACAAGGAAUGGGAAAAGACCUUUAUCGCCCUGGGCUCGACCGCCUGCGGCGACUGGUUCGUCCAGCGCGAUAACCUGCACCUGUGGAACCAGAAGAGCAUGCACUGGGACCGAAGGGCCAUCGAGCCCUUGGUCAUCAGCAAGGACGAGUUUUUCCCGCACGUGCCGCUUUCCUUGCUCGACAUCCAGCCCAAAGCCGCGCACAGGGUUUUGCGCUCCAUGGGCCCCAACUCGGAUCGGAGCGGCGACAUGGCGGACUUGUUGAUGCGCAGCCUCAUGAUCUAUACCAACUCGCCGAUGAGAACCGUGUUUGAUCGUCUGGCGCCAGGAGCGAGCGAGUCGGUGUAUCCCAAGUGUCACAGCCUUGUUGAUCCGGAACAGGGCGGUGUGCCGUUCCCCGGAGCGGCGGAGAUCACGGUGAGGGGCAUGUCGGCGCGGCAGUAUGAGGAUGUGUUGGAGCAGUGGAUGAAGUGGCCGUUUAGACCGCGGUUGGAGGAUUUGAUCAGCCAGUUGUCGGAUGAGUAUAAGGAUGCCGAGGGGGAGGAUGGGGGCAAGUUUGGGGGUGUUAGUCCGGAGUUUUAGAGAGAUCGGGGCUGGGGCCUACUAUAACUCUGGAAGCUUGGGAGAAGUGAGGAGAUGUGGGACGGGACGUGAGAGCUUGUGCAGUGUUGUGAGAAGGAACAGAAGAAAGAAUAGCGGGCGGCUGCUUUCAUGCUAUGCUGGCUUUACACUACCUAUACAUAGGAAGCCCAACCAGGCAGGGCCAGCUACUUGUACCUAGAUGACAAACAUUUAUAUAGACACUUGGGCGCCCAGGCGACUAGACUACAGGAAGACCAUGUUGCUGUACGAUAGAGAUGAGAAAAAGAUGGUAUUCGGUGU
Molecule: messenger RNA, 2823 nt
Organism: Neurospora tetraspora
Lineage: Eukaryota; Fungi; Ascomycota; Sordariomycetes; Sordariales; Sordariaceae
Exons: 1
Coding region: 172-2523 (783 amino acids)
Biological process (GO): transcription initiation at mitochondrial promoter
Cellular component (GO): mitochondrial matrix; mitochondrial DNA-directed RNA polymerase complex
Molecular function (GO): mitochondrial transcription factor activity
Source: RefSeq, a predicted model, not a curated record